Messenger RNA from Tribolium madens (black flour beetle), 900 nucleotides. RefSeq lists its product as uncharacterized. Bases 54 to 845 code for a protein of 263 amino acids. Lineage: Eukaryota; Metazoa; Arthropoda; Insecta; Coleoptera; Tenebrionidae. The record is from RefSeq and is a predicted model, not a curated record. The transcript is spliced from 4 exons.
CCUUGACCCAAUUCGUUUCAUUACAAAUCUCCAUAAACAAAUUCCUUGAAACAAUGCACACCAGUGAUAUUUUGAAGCAUUGUCAGAAAUGUGUCAAAAUUAUCAAACGUAAAAUGUGUGAGUGUUCGGAAUUACCAUUUUUUCCGAAACACGAAACAAUCAAUCUACAAAGCCAUCCCGAAAUACGGGUCACUUAUUUUGAACCAAAAUUUUCUCAAAGUCAUUACAAUUACCAAAAUGUGUCGAUUUCAAGCAACGCUUGUACUUUAAUUGCCAUUUUGAUGGCGUCUUACUGCAGACAUGAAAGAAUUAUCAUUACUAAACCCGAUGAUCCAAUAAACCCGCGAUUGAUUCAUUUACUUGCAUACAGCAUUUUGGACGGGAAUAAAAUCCACGAGGAGUUGAAAGCGAAAGGCACUUUGGAUAAUUUCAAUUUAACGGUGCCUGAAGCCAUGAAAUUCGCCGGCUACAGGGCCGAGGGGCUCACUGAAUGGAAAAGUAUGAUUUAUAUGGAGUCGCUGUUCCAAUCGCUUUAUGGCAAUAUAAAGAGCAAUUUAUCGGAAUGGUCCAAAAGCAAUAAAAGUAAAAGUAAUCCAGAUUUGUACAUUAUUUUGAUAGCUGAUAACAGGAGUGUGCUCUUUAUUUUGCAAAAGGAAACGGUCACGCUAGUGGACUCCCACCAACACUCCGACUCCAAGGGGGCCCUCAUCGCAGUGGGGCUACGAGAAAAAUUCAACAUAUUGUGUCUAUGGUUUGCUCAUAUUGUCAAUAAAUGUUACAAAUGUGAUCCCGGCUUGUACGAAUUAUCGUUUCUAUAUUUCCAAAGCAAAGCAAAACAACGAUAAAAAUUGUACACAAAAUAUUGGCAAUUAUAAAAAUAAAUCUGAAGUUUUUUGCUUA